Meloidogyne enterolobii is the source of this 1282-nucleotide messenger RNA. The record is from the annotation of a GenBank genome assembly. Lineage: Eukaryota; Metazoa; Nematoda; Chromadorea; Rhabditida; Meloidogynidae.
UGAAAAAUGUUUUGUUAGAAUUAUGGCAGAUGGUGAGACAGAAACUCUAGAAACUAAGACUAACCAGAAUAUUGAAGAAACACAAACGUCUUCAACUUCAGAUCCAUAUAAAUGUGUUUGGAAUGGUGUCCCAAUGACUUGGAAUGAGACUAGUAAACAAUGGUUGCCUGAUGUCGAAGUAAAUGAAGACUUUCUUGCAUAUUAUAAUGCAAAUUAUGGUAUUCAAUAUGAUUAUGAUAGUAUGCCAAAACCAGAAGCACCUAAAGUUGUUUUAAAAGAGGAAUCAACAGAAGAUGGGGAACCGAAGAAAGAAGUAACUAAACUUACAAAGGAACAGAGACAGCUCAAAAAACGUGAGGCAAAAAGGCGCUGGGCUGAAGCAGAAGCUGCCCGACGACAACAAGGAUGGUUUGAAAUGGAUGAAGAAAAGAACACAACGGUCUAUACAAGUGGAUUUCCUCCAACUAUAGAUGAAGAAGAAUAUGUUAAAUUUAUGACAAAAUGUGGAGUUGUUCAAAAAGAUCCGAGGACGGGAAAACCAAAAAUCAAACUUUAUCGAAUAAAAGAAACUGGAGAACCGAAGGGAGAUGGAACUUGUUGUUAUGUGAAAAUGGAAUCGGUUGAAUUAGCUUUACAAAUACUUGAUGGUUGGCAAUGGGAUACUGCCCAUAAAAUUCAUGUUGAACGUGCCAAGUUUGAAUUGAAAGGCGAAUUUGACCCCUCAAAGAAGCGACAACGUUUAAGUGGAGCUCAAAAGAAGAAAUUUUUAGAAAAACAAGAAAAAAUUUUCCAAUGGAAACCGGACAAGCCUCGCAAUUUCAGAAAUCGUUGUGAAUGUACUGUUGUUUUGAAAGGAAUGUUUUCUUUGGAAGAAAUUGAUCAAAAACCUGAGAAAAUUUUUAGUCUUAAAGAGGACACACAAAAAUUGUGUGAACAACGUUUUGGAACAGUAAAGAAAAUUGUUUUGUAUGAGUCAAAUCCCGAAGGAGUAAUAACAAUUACUUUUGAUAAUGUUGAACAAGCAGAUUUAACUGUAGCAGCACUUAAUGGACGUAUAGUUGCUGCACGGACAGUAAAAGCUUUUAAUUGGGACGGAAAAGAAAAAUUUAAAAGACAAGAAACUGAAGAAGAAAGGAAACGGCGAGAGAAUGCUUGGACAGAAUUUUUAGAAGAAAGUGAUGAUAGCGAGGAUGAUAAUGAUGGAAAAGAGAAGAAAAAUAUUGAAAAGGAAAAAAAUAAUGGAGAGAAAAAUAAUUCUGAUGACGAUAAUUUAGAUAAAUAA